Polistes dominula (European paper wasp) is the source of this 4623-nucleotide messenger RNA. RefSeq names its product discs large 1. Gene Ontology annotation, biological process: embryo development; regulation of postsynaptic membrane neurotransmitter receptor levels; receptor localization to synapse. Gene Ontology annotation, cellular component: neuromuscular junction; basolateral plasma membrane; postsynaptic density membrane. The record is from RefSeq and is a predicted model, not a curated record. Gene Ontology annotation, molecular function: protein kinase binding. NCBI's taxonomy places the organism in Eukaryota, Metazoa, Arthropoda, Insecta, Hymenoptera, Vespidae.
CGAGUAAAGUGAUAAUAUUAAUGAUAAAGAUAGGACGGAAAAAAUAUCGUAAAUAACAUUUUUAUAUUAAAAAAGCGAGAAUAUUCCUCGCAAAUCGGUGAGUGAUCGGUCGGGAGAUCGGUGAUAUGUGUCGCGUUGGCUCGUUGAGCCUCGAUGUGCUUGAUUCAGCGAGCAUGAAGCAUCCAUCGAGGUCACCGGGACUCGAGGUUGCUAUGGCACUCUUCGGCAUGGUCUGGCUGCUACGAGUUCGUUCGGAGAUGCGUCGUUGCUCGAAGUGCCGACACGAGGAGAUGCUUGCUAGCCAGCAACAACAUCAACAGCAACAACAGCAGCAGCAACAACAGCAGCAGCAUCAACUUCAGCAACAUUCGCAACACCAACACCAACAUCAGCAACAACAGCAACAGCAGCAGCAGCAGCAACAACGUCAUCAGCAACGAACGUUGUCACAGGCAACAGGUCUUAUUCAUACACCCGAUGACGUUCUCACAUCUUCAGCCAAUACUCUUUACACCCUGGAUACUCCAGGUGCUGCUGGACCAGCUGGCAGCUAUUGCGAGGUUCACGGAUACGUCCAGGCUAAAGAAGAUAUUCAAGAGUUUUAUGAGCUGACAUUACUAGACGAAUCGAAAUCAGUCCAGCAGAAAACGGCGGAGACGAACCGCAUCGCUGCCAAAUGGGAAGCAAGCGACGGACCAAUCACGCCGACCUUCGGUCAAAAUGACGACGGUCCUGCAUCAGCCUGUCCGUUGACCCAGACUCUGUUGAACAUUUACGGCCGCAGGUCGAGCAGACCUGAUGUUCCAGGUCCCAUUGAUGAGAAUCAGAAAACACGAUACAAUACUGGGGGUGUGGAGGAACAAUUACCACCACCACCGUCACCGCCACAGGUGAAAGAAACAACCCAAUUGGAUGGAGUUCCUAGACCAAAUUCAAUUGAACGUAUUAUUCAUCCUGAUUCCACUACUCAACACAUCCUUACGAGCCAUGAAACAUUGAACAAGAGCCACGACAGUUGGCAAGGACACGACGGCGAUCAGGCACACACACCUCUGCUCGCGGCGGACACGAGACAUGUAAACGGCGAUGAUGAUUGGGAGUAUGAGGAAAUCGUGUUGGAAAGAGGUGGAGCCGGUUUGGGUUUUAGUAUCGCCGGAGGUACCGACAAUCCUCACUUUGGUAACGACACAGCGAUUUACAUCACCAAACUCAUACCUGGAGGUGCAGCAUCCGCGGAUGGACGUUUACGUGUUAACGAUACGAUCCUUCAGGUGAACGAUGUCUCCGUCGUCGACGUACCGCAUGCGGCCGCCGUAGAUGCCCUCAAACGUGCCGGCAAUACCGUCAAAUUGUACGUUCGCCGACGGAGACACACGCAGCUGAUGGAAAUCGAAUUGAUCAAAGGAAAUAAAGGUCUCGGCUUCAGUAUCGCUGGCGGUAUUGGCAAUCAGCAUAUACCUGGUGACAAUGGAAUAUACGUUACAAAAAUUAUGGAAGGUGGAGCUGCACAAGUGGAUGGUCGUUUAGUUGUUGGGGACAAAUUGGUAGCUGUCAGAAAUGCCAUGCAGGGCGACAAGAAUCUUGAGAACGUGACGCACGAGGAAGCUGUGGCUACUUUGAAGGCAACUCAGGAUCGUGUUGUUCUUUUGGUGGCUAAACCUGAAGGCACCAUACCACCACCACCGCCAGCUUCGGAUCGUUCAGUUUCACCACAACCACGUAAACAAAAUGGAGCAGUGUCGGCGUUGGAGAAUAAUUCAACACUACCGUAUUCCCAAGAAUCUCGUCAUGCGUCGUCUCUCGCGCUUCACGGCGUCGCGACGCCUCGUGCCGUUUCACAAGAGGACGUAUCUCGAGAAGUUCGUACGGUCGUUUUGAACAAAGGCUCCUCGGGUCUAGGAUUUAACAUCGUAGGUGGUGAAGAUGGCGAGGGUAUUUUUAUCUCAUUCAUCUUAGCCGGUGGACCAGCCGAUUUGAGCGGUGAACUUCGUCGUGGCGAUCAAAUUCUCAGCGUAAAUGGCAUCAAUCUACGAACAGCCACCCACGAGGAGGCUGCUGCGGCCCUUAAGGGCACCGGUCAAACAGUGACAAUCGUUGUACAGUAUAAGCCUGAAGAUUACAACAGAUUCGAGGCUAAGAUCCAUGAUCUCAAACAACAAAUUUCUCAACAGAAUAUGAUGACAGGUACCCUCAUGAGGACCUCGCAGAAGAAAUCCCUUUACGUAAGAGCCCUAUUCGAUUACGACCCUAACAAGGACGACGGAUUGCCGAGUCGUGGAUUGGCAUUCCGUUAUGGAGAGAUCCUUCACGUGACGAACGCAAGCGACGACGAAUGGUGGCAGGCACGAAGAGUAACUCCUCAGGGUGAAGAAGAAGGGCUUGGUAUAAUUCCGUCGCGUAGGCGAUGGGAACGUAAGCAACGUGCCAGGGAUCGUUCGGUCAAGUUUCAGGGUCACAUGCCGGUCAUUCUUGACAAGCAAUCGACAUUGGAUAGGAAAAAGAAGAAUUUCUCGUUCAGCAGGAAAUUCCCCUUCAUGAAGAGCAAGGACGACAAGUCCGAGGAUGGUUCGGAUCAAGAACGGUCGCCCACAACACCUGAGAAUGAAACCGAUCCUACUCCAUUCAUGCUGUGCUACACCCAGGACGACACUAACACUGAAGAUUUGUCUUGCGUCGCAGGGAGUAGAGAAAUUUUGUAUCGCGUUGAACUGCCCUAUAUGGAAGAACUGACAUUAGUUUAUCUGGAAAAGGAGUACGUUGAUGAUGAAAAUUGUGACGAGCUUUGCAGCGAAGAGAACGUACUCUCGUACGAACCAGUUCAACAACUCACCAUUCAGUAUACGCGUCCGGUCAUCAUUUUGGGAGCUCUUAAGGAUACUAUCAACGAUGACCUCAUAAACGAAUUUCCUGAUAAAUUUGGCAGCUGCGUACCUCACACGACGAGGAGUAGAAGAGAAAACGAAGUGGACGGACGAGACUAUCACUUCAUUGCAUCCAGAGAACAAAUGGAAAGAGAUAUUCAAAAUCACUUAUUUAUAGAAGCAGGACAAUACAAUGACAAUCUUUAUGGAACGUCUGUUGCAUCUGUUCGAGAGGUUGCCGAGAAGAGAAAGCACUGUAUUCUUGAUGUCAGCGGAAAUGCUAUCAAGAGGUUACAAGUAGCACAACUUUAUCCUAUUGCCAUAUUCAUAAAGCCGAAGUCAGUCGAGUCCGUAAAGGAAAUGAAUAAAAGAACGACCGACGAACAAGCUAAGAAGACUUACGAACGUGCUCUUAAAAUGGAGCAGGAGUUUGGGGAAUACUUUACUGCCGUCGUACAAGGAGACACACCAGAAGAAAUCUACGUAAAAGUAAAGGAAGUAAUCUCCGAACAAAAUGGACCCAACAUUUGGGUACCUUGUAGGGAUCAGCAACUGUGACGUCCUGCCCCCCACGCCCUCCCUGGCCCCAAUGCUUGGACCCUACCUCCAAGGCGUCAAGCUUAAUUGAUCUUGAUAAAAUAAUUAAGUAACAUUCUAACGCCUUCCCCCCCAUCUCCACGAUAUCCACCCACCUGAGUAGCACAAUGUCGUAGCUCUAAUAAUGGAGAAAAAGAAUGCGAGAAUAGAGCGUAAUAAAUGUGAAUAAAAAGCUGAGCCGUAUAUUGAGAAAAAUAGAAGAAGAGGAGAAAAGAAAAUGAGGAUGACGAAGAAGACGAGGAUGAUAAUAAUACAAAAUUCAAAAGAGGAAAAAAUAUAGUAGAAGCUUUGUGGAAUUUGUCUGAAAAAAAGUAAAUAUAAUAAUAAUAAUAAUAAUAAUAAUAAUAAUAAUAAUAAUAAUAAUAGUAAUAAUAAUAAAGAAUUGCUUAAAGGAAUUUUAAAAAUGAGAAGUAAAGGAAAAAAAAUAUAAUAUAAUGUCUAUAUGUACCGAGAAAGACUUGCUGAAAUUUUCACUCCGUUGUCAAAAUCCCUCUCUUGAUUUAGACGAAUGAGGAAAAAUAAAUAAAUAAAUAAAUAAUCGUAUGUCGCGUGCGGGCGCGCGCGCACUCAUACGUACUCAGGAACGUAUGCGUCUCCAAAUGAUGAAACUUAAAACAAAUAAAUAAAUGAUUGCAAUCUUUGAUCGAUCGAUAAGCGCGUUUAUUGUGUGGUAAUUCGUCGAUUGAUGUUUAAGAAAGUCAAUCGUGUACAGUUCAGAUUAAAAACCGCUAUUCGAUAAUCGACCAAAUCAAAAACAAAAAAUUAUGCACUCACGCGCGCGCGUGAUAAUAUGAUACACAAUGUGAAGCGCAAAACAAAGUGAAACGAGUAAGUAAAAAUGAAAAAGAAAACGUAAUGAAGUAAGUAAUGCUUUUCUAGGCGACGAAACGUGAAGCGAAACAUAUUUUUUGUUUUCUCGCUGUUAAAAAGAAAAUUAAUAAAAGAAAAAAAGAAAUAUGUCACGAUCGUUCAAAAAAUACGCACAGCAUAUUGUCGUAGGGAGUCUGCUUUUAAACGUUAUUAAUUUAUUUUACUAUUCUUAAAUACUUUCUAUCAAAUUUUUAUGUAUUUUAUUUUUUUGUCUUUUAAAGUACUUGAAACUAAAUGAUUUGAACCAUUGCUCAACUUUUGGGCAACGCGGCUGUCAACGUAUUAAAAAAAAAAA